AUGGCCGACAAGCUGGAUACCACCAUAGCGCACCUCGACAAGACCGGCGAUGCCGAGGUGCGUGGCGUCAACAAUGCCGCUUUGGCGGUAGCCACCCUGCAACAGAAACCCAGCCUGUGGAGUAAGAGUAUGGUGAAGCUCUACUGGUGCAUCCUCGUCGCCAUGCUCAACUCAUGCAUCAACGGAUACGAUGGCUCGCUCAUGGGCUCGAUCAACAGUUACGAGCAAUACCGAUCGUACUUCGGAUUUGAUCCAGACGAGGGUACCCCGUCCACGGGUAUCGUGUAUGCGAUCUACACGAUUGGCAACAUCGUCGGUUCGUUCACGGCCGGUCCGUUUACUGAUUUCCGAGGCCGUCGUGUCGGAAUGGCCAUCGGUGCCAUCUUCAUCAUCAUCGGCACCGUCGUCCAAGCCUCCUGCCACAACUUGGGCGGCUUCAUGGCCGGCCGCUUCAUCCUCGGUUUCGGUGUCGCUACUUCCGCUACUGCCGGACCGGCCUAUGUCUCCGAGAUCGCGCAUCCGGCCUACCGUGGUGCUAUGACGGGUCUUUACAACGUGCUGUGGUUCGGUGGUGGCAUUCCGGGGACGUUCAUCCCGUGGCGGACUAGCGACAUCGCGGGUGACAUGAGUUGGCGUAUCCCGAUUUGGCUGCAGAUGAUAUUCUCUGGUUGUUCGCCCCGUUGGCUCAUCUCGCAGGACAAGCACGAAGCGGCGCUCAAGGUCCUGGCUGAAUACCACGGCGAUGGGGACCGAAAUGCCCCGAUCGUGCAGCUGGAGUAUCGCGAGAUGAUUGAGGAUAUCUCCAAGACGGGUUCCGAUAAGCGAUGGUGGGAUUACCGCGAGUUGUUCAACAGCCGCGAGACGAGAUAUAGAUCGAUGUUGGUGAUUUUCAUGGCUUUCUUCGGCCAAUGGUCCGGCAACGGGCCCGUAUCCUACUACUACCCGCAAAUGCUCCGCGGCGCCGGUAUCGAAAACAACAGCACGCGGCUCCUGCUCCAAGGCCUGCAGAACGUGGUGCAGUUCAUCGGUGCCGUGGCCGGUGCCCUGGUAACUGACCGCGUUGGUCGUCGUCCGCAACUGCUCAUCUCGACCGCCAUCAUCGUCGUUCUGUUCUCCAUUGUGACAGCCCUGAACGCCACCAACGUGAUUGACGGCCCUGACGGCGAACCGACCGCUAAAUCCGGCAUCACGGCUCGUGCUCAGAUUGCUAUGAUCUUCAUCUUCGGGUUCGUGUACUCGGCCGGUUGGACGCCUAACCAGGCUAUGUAUCCUGUCGAGUGUCUGCGCUAUGAGAGUCGAGCUAAGGGAAUGGGUAUGAAUAAUUUCUUCGUCAACAUCGCCUCCUUCUACAAUACCUUCGUCACUGGCAUCGCCUUCUCCGGCGCCGGCUGGAAAUACUACUUCCUGUUUAUCUUCUGGGACACGUUGGAGUUCCUGGUCAUCUACUUCCUGUUCGUUGAGACGAGCAAGCGCACUCUUGAGGAGUUGACGUCUAUCUUCCAGGCUACGAGUCCCAAGAAGGCCUCGUUGCAGAAAGACGAGGUCUUUGUCGCUGGGGGUGAGGCGGCAGAGAUUACGAAGGAAGUGCCCUGA
This is a messenger RNA of Aspergillus affinis, 1593 nucleotides long. Its product is annotated as putative MFS lactose permease. The record is from RefSeq and is a predicted model, not a curated record. Lineage: Eukaryota; Fungi; Ascomycota; Eurotiomycetes; Eurotiales; Aspergillaceae. Bases 1 to 1593 code for a protein of 530 amino acids. Gene Ontology annotation, molecular function: carbohydrate:proton symporter activity. Gene Ontology annotation, biological process: carbohydrate transport; transmembrane transport. Gene Ontology annotation, cellular component: membrane. The transcript has 6 exons.